AAAUAUUUGAGUGAUUUGAGGAAGGAAUGCUCAGCCAAAGGUCCUUUUCACGCGUGAAGUUGGAACUUAUCUCGAAGGUUAAGGUCAAGUUGGCGUCUUGAGGUGGACCAUACCUUUCCUUUAGGGCUCAAUCUCUCUCAUUAUCCAUAACCGAACUCGCCGCCACUGCACUUUUGGAAAGUGGGACUCCGUUGUUCCGAUUCCUAUCGCCUUAUCCGGUAAAAUGCAAGGAGCUCUUCAUUCAUUUCUAUCACGUGGAAGCAUCAUAAAAAAUGCAGUUAUUCAGCACUUCCGGCUCGCAAAUCCCCUGAUCCAACCUGUCAUAUUUUCCCGCUCUCACUCAGUAACAUCUGCUCGCAUAGAAGAGCAUGGUUUUGAAAGCACUACAAUUGCAGACGUUUUGAAAGCAAAAGGUAAAAAUGCUGAUGGCUCUUGGCUUUGGUGCACCAUGGAUGACACUGUUUAUGAUGCUGUUCAGUCGAUGACCCAGCACAACGUUGGAGCCUUAGUGGUGGUUAAACCUGGAGAGCAGAAAUCAAUUGCAGGAAUCAUAACAGAGAGAGAUUAUUUAAGGAAAAUCAUAGUACAGGGAAGAUCGUCCAAGUCGACCAAGGUUGGGGAUAUUAUGACCGAAGAGAACAAGCUUAUCACAGUAACACCUGAUACGAAAGUUCUGCGGGCUAUGCAACUGAUGACAGAUAACCGAAUCAGGCACAUUCCAGUCAUUGAAGGAAGUGGGAUGGUAGGCAUGGUGUCCAUAGGAGAUGUGGUCCGUGCUGUGGUGAGUGAGCAUCGAGAGGAGCUAAACCGCUUGAAUGCUUUUAUACAAGGAGGCUACUAGAUGAUGACGACAAUGGUGAUAAUGCUCUCGGAACAUGAUGUCAAAUAUUGCCUGCUCCUUGAGCACUAAUAAGCUUAAGUUCUUGUAAAUAUGGUGUGCUGCGUGCAAUUUCUGUUUUAUGGUUCUUGGUGUUUCAGAAGACAAAAUACCUGCAUAAGGUCGACAAGCUAAUAAUAAGCAAGGGAAUGUUGCCUGAAA
Juglans microcarpa x Juglans regia is the source of this 1039-nucleotide messenger RNA. Its product is annotated as CBS domain-containing protein CBSX3, mitochondrial-like. The record is from RefSeq and is a predicted model, not a curated record. Bases 224 to 841 code for a protein of 205 amino acids. The transcript is spliced from 6 exons. Lineage: Eukaryota; Viridiplantae; Streptophyta; Magnoliopsida; Fagales; Juglandaceae.